UCGACCGUUAGUGACGCUGGAGCAGCCGGAGAAGCGUGUACGGACGGUCUGUCGCUCUGCGGGUCGUUUCUCUGACAAUACACCGAAAACCACGUUAGAAUCCUAACCGACCAGAUCAGGAACGAUGGCUGAAGGCGACAACAAAAGCGCAAACCUGCUGGCUCAGGAAACGGCCCAGCUGGAGGAGCAGCUGCAGGGCUGGGGUGAAGUGAUCCUGGCUGGGGACCGAGUCCUGCGCUGGGAGAAGCCGUGGUUCCCUGGAGCCCUGAUGGGCGCCACCACCGUCCUCUUCCUGCUGAUUUACUACUUGGACCCGUCGGUGCUGACUGGACUCUCCUGCACCGUCAUGCUGCUCUGCCUGGCCGACUACCUGGUACCGACUCUGGCUCCCCGAGUGUUCGGCUCCAACAAGUGGACCACCGAGCAGCAGCAGCGUUUCCAUGAGAUCUGCGGUAACCUGGUGAAGACUCAGCGUCGCGUCGUCGGCUGGUGGAAGCGUCUCUGCGCCCUGAAGGAGGAGAAACCCAAAAUGUACUUUGCCUCUGUGAUCAGCAGCCUGCUGGCCGUCGCCUGGAUCGGACAGCAGGUGCACAACCUGUUCCUCACCUACCUGAUAGUGAGCUUCCUGCUGCUGCUGCCGGGCCUCAACCAACACGGCAUCAUCACCAAAUACGCCGGCAUGGCCAAGAGGGAGAUCAACAAGCUGCUGAAGCAGAAGGAGAAGAAGAACGAGUAGACGGACGUCUGGAAACCGAGAGACGAACCGACGACGGGCAACGGAAGGUUGAAGAAAGUUUGAAAGAAGCAGCAGAGCAGAAGCCGAGCGUCCUGCUUUGAUCUCUGAGCGUCACCGUUUGGUUUGUCACACAUCAGAUGAGUUUCAUUUCUCCCACCACCUCGUCACAUUUCAACCCCCACCCAUCAGUUUUUUAUUUUGUUUUAAGUUUGUGGCCGCCAGAUGAAGGUUCUCACAGGGAGAGUUGAACACCGUUAGAUCAGCUGUGCUUUGUUUCAGGUGUCAUGCUUUAAGCCAUUCCCUCCUCUUAGACUACUGAGCAGGUUUUGUAGCGUCAAAGCCUCAUUUUAACCAGAAAUCACUUGUUUUUGUCAACGAGCCUCUUCCUGCUUCUUCUGCUUUGGUUGUGUUUAAGCUUAAUGCUGAAAACAGGAACUGGAUUUAAAGCUCACAGAGGCUCCUCGCUGCUAUUAGCGCUUCGGUUGAACCUCAGCAGCGUUUAUCUCUGUGUAAAUAGGCCUUCCUUUCUGUCCAUUCUACCCUCAUUCUGUCCCUUCAGUCGUCCUUUUCUUCUUAUUUAUGUGUUCUUUCCUCCUCAGUCUCCUCCUUUCUGGUCUUUGAUCUCAUUUCAUUGUUUGUCUUUAUUGGAGAUCUUUACCUAAACCAAUAAAAUUUGAUUUAAAUGGA
Messenger RNA from Amphiprion ocellaris (clown anemonefish), 1423 nucleotides. It is a transcript of the gene arl6ip1, whose product is annotated as ADP-ribosylation factor-like 6 interacting protein 1. The record is from RefSeq and is a predicted model, not a curated record. The transcript is spliced from 6 exons. Bases 125 to 736 code for a protein of 203 amino acids. Lineage: Eukaryota; Metazoa; Chordata; Actinopteri; Pomacentridae.